CGCGCGCGUGCUUCCGUGCGUGCGUGCGCGUGCCUGCGUUCGGGGCGUCCUGGGCAACUGCUCCAGGCUAAGCAUCGCUUGGCUUCCUUAGCGACGGACCGGAGUCGAAGGCGUUAGGGGAGGUCCUGGCGGAGGCUCUCCUCGGAGGCCUUGUGAGGCUACGUUUGGAGAAGAGCCAAGUCGACCAACAUGGCGAAGGGGAGAGGGAAGCAGAGAGGGAAGAAAGGCAAAGAGAAGAAAGACAAGAAGCUGACAAAAAGGGAAGAAAUAGAAGUAGAGAGAGCCAAGGCUAAUGCUGCCCUUUGGGAAGCCAGAUUGGAAGUCUCAGAAAUAUCGCGGGAUGGAUAUCGUGAGGCAGUUCGGAGACUGGCACUAUGUAAUGAGGACUUGAAGAGACAGCAGUACAAAAUGGAGAAAGAUACAAUGGCUGUAUUAAGCUACAUAAAGAAGCAAGACUUGGAAAAAGAUCUUUUGAUUGAACAACUGAAACAACAGAUAUUAGAUGCAAAUGACAAAUCCAAGAUUGACAGGGAAAUUCUGCAAGAACACUACUCUGUAAAAAUUAAUGAGUUGGAGGGGCAAUACAAUCAAAAAACUAAAGAAAUUGGCUUAAUUCAGAUAGAACUGAAAACAAUAAGGCAGUUUCAAAGGAGGAAAACUCAAAUAGAAAGAGAAUUAGAAGAGCUAAAGGAGAGUUUAAGAAAUUCAGAGAAGAGGCAUCAAGAGAUUCUUCGAAGGUUGGAAGGCAGAUUUUUUGAAGAAAAGUGCCGACUAGAGAAAGAGGCUGAGAAGAAGAUAGUCAUGCUGGCAGAGAGAGCCCACCAGGAAGCCAUUGUUCAAUUGAAUGAUGCUGGGAGAGCUGUAUUUAAAGAGAAUGUCCGUCUUCAGAAGGCUCUUGCUUUCCAUGUGAAGGAAGCCAAUGAUCUACAGAUAAACACAGAUAAGUUGCAAGAGAAUCAAACUGUGCUCCUACAACAGAAGGAAACCAAUGAGCUGUUGAUUAGGGAAAAGAUUAUGCAAAUAACUCAGCAUAGAGCCCAGAUUCAGUGUCUUCAGAAGAAAGUGGAACAAUUAGAGACAACCUUGGGUUAUAUGACUGCUGAGUUUGAGACUGAAAUUAAAAAAAUCCAGGAGCAAGCAUUUAUAGAGAACCAGGCAAGCCGGGUGGAAAUUAACAAGCUGGAACAGGUCCUCGAGAUGAAAGACAGAGAGAUGAAUCGAGUAAAGAAGUUGGCCAGGAACAUCCUGGAUGAGCGAACGGAAGUGGAAAGGUUCUUCCUGGAUGCUCUGUACGAAGUGAAACAACAAAUCGUUCUUAGCAGGAAGAAUUACAAGCAGAUGGCCCACGCAGCUUUUAAUUUAAAAAUGAGAGAGGCUUAUGCAGGAAGAACGGAGUAUCCCAGAAUCCGGACAUUUGAUGGCAGAGUCCACAGCACCAAUAGUGUAAACCAAGAUCUUAGGGAGGCAGAGAAAUGGACAAACAUUAAAAAAGGAAUGGAUGUGGAUAUUGGAGACUUGACAUGGGAACAGAAGGAAAAAGUUUUGAGGUUACUCUUUGCAAAAAUGAAUGGUUGUCCUCCAAUGAAACAUACAAAAUCGUCUAUCCCUCCAGUUCCAGACUAUGUUACUCUCACCACAAGAAAAAACACUUUGAGGGAAGAUUGCAAUGUCCAGGAUCAGACCUUCAUCACCCAGCAAGUUCUGCUCACAGAAUCUAGUGGUCUUGUCCUUCCUGAUAUUCAAAAAGGACCGGAUCAUAGUGUAUCAUAG
Phascolarctos cinereus (koala) is the source of this 1770-nucleotide messenger RNA. RefSeq names its product basal body orientation factor 1 (gene BBOF1). The record is from RefSeq and is a predicted model, not a curated record. Lineage: Eukaryota; Metazoa; Chordata; Mammalia; Diprotodontia; Phascolarctidae.